Messenger RNA from Trichoderma aggressivum f. europaeum, 279 nucleotides. RefSeq lists its product as uncharacterized. The record is from RefSeq and is a predicted model, not a curated record. Gene Ontology annotation, biological process: GPI anchor biosynthetic process. Lineage: Eukaryota; Fungi; Ascomycota; Sordariomycetes; Hypocreales; Hypocreaceae. The transcript is spliced from 3 exons. The coding region runs from base 1 to 279 and encodes 92 amino acids. Gene Ontology annotation, cellular component: endoplasmic reticulum membrane; dolichol-phosphate-mannose synthase complex.
AUGACCCGCGCGCAGCAGACCAUCUCCAUUGGCCUCUUGGUCUCCUCUCUCUACUUUGCUCUCUUCCUAGAGCUCAUUCCUCUCCCUCCUCUCGUCCAGCAAGAAAUCGUCCCAGUGCUCCCCUUCUGGGCCCUCAUUUCCUUCGGCGCGUUCCUCCUCUUUCGUCUCGGCUGGGGCGUCUUCACCUUCAACGAUGUCCCCGCGGCGCACAAGGAGCUGAUGGAGGAGAUUGAGCUGGCCAAGGUCGACCUGAGGAAGCUGGGCGUUGACGUGGACUAA